AUGGCAUGUCUUCACGCUUCCAGCCUCACAUCUGUAGAGCUGAGAUGGCACCUCUCCCGCGUUGCUGCGAUGCAGGGAGGAGCAGAUGAGGAUGAUAGUGGUGACGAUUCUGACGAAAAGAAAGGAAGAAGAGCUCGACAUCGGGAGAAUAUGGCUCAGGGGCCAGAUGUUGGCCCGCUCUUGGUUGAAGCCGAGGCCGGACAACGUACCUACUUAUCUCGCGCCUCUUCAGUCCUCAACUGUUGCGAUCAAACUUUUGGUCUUGAGUUCGGAAGCUUAGGACUGAAGGUUGAUACUAGGAAGGCGGUCAAGUGA
This is a messenger RNA of Penicillium verrucosum, 315 nucleotides long. RefSeq lists its product as uncharacterized. NCBI's taxonomy places the organism in Eukaryota, Fungi, Ascomycota, Eurotiomycetes, Eurotiales, Aspergillaceae. The record is from RefSeq and is a predicted model, not a curated record. The transcript has 3 exons. Bases 1 to 315 code for a protein of 104 amino acids.